AAUUUGUGUCAUACCCGCAGGUGCGACACUGUGAUAUAUAACUGUUCCGCCAUUUCAAAAACUACGUGGAGUGUUGCCAACUACCUGUUAUCAGUUUGAUCGUUGUAUGGCUUGGAGCAAAAUGGGGCUCUGUGUUAUCAACGCUUUAGUCUUGAUGAUGACUUUCAUACCUCGAGGAGGCUUUGCUCAGCUACAACUUAAUCCAAACCCAUUGCGACUCACUAAUGGAGCUACAAGUGGUUCUGUUCAGAUUUCCUGUGGAAUUCCUAGUGGUGUUACUAACUCAGGAGUAUAUAGUCUUACUAUCUCACGUUACUUGAAAUCAGCGCCCACAAAUCUGCAGAAUCUGGCAAAAGCAUCUCUUUUAACAAAUCAAGGACAAGCAGCCCUUGAAACUGGCAGUGGUCUCACUCAGAACACAGCGACAGUGUCUGGCAGUAUCACUCAGAAGUCAAUGACACUGACACUGACACAGGCAAAGUGUGAAGAUGUCGGUUCAUAUGGCUGCGUAAUUACUUACGUUGGAUCUACUGGUGAUGAACGUAUAGAGGGCCAUGAAAAUUUUACUGUCAUAGUUCCUCCUGGAAACAUAACCAUGACUGCAGAUCCACAAAUUCAAGUUGGAAAUUACUUAGUGGGCCAACCUUUGACACUUAGCUGCAAUUGCAUGAUUGGAACAUAUGACUCAGCUGAAGGGGAAACUUGGCGGUGGUCAUGGCAAUAUCAGGAUUAUGGUGGCUACAAUUGGACGCCCUAUCCAAAUGACAAAGAUAUCACCAAUGAGCCACCUGUUAAAGUAACAAGUUCAUGUCAGUACCAUCAGAUCAGCAGACUUACAGUAAACCUGACUAUUGACGACUCUCAGCGAACAUAUAGGUGUGUUGUACAAGGAACCAAUAAUCAAGGCUCUUCUAACGCUGAGUAUCUUCUGGGAGUUGUUGCUGAAACAGAUUUGACAACUCUAGGAACAGGUGCUAACAGUUGUGGCUGUGCUUCAUCAACAAAGAGCAUUGCACCAACCCAAGCUUCAUCAACUGAGAGUUCAGUACAUUCUCUUCGCAUGCCUCGCUUCAACAUCCAGUCUUGCUCAACGGUCUAUCUUGCUACACCGUAACCACUAGGGCUGUCUCCCCUAGACAACACAUCUACCCUUGUACCCCAUAAACACCUCCACGGCACAUACUGCCCCCCACACCCUCUUGCAAAAGGGGUCUCAGGGUUGUCAACAAGCCACCCUAGACAGGCCUGACGAGAGGGGGGAACAGGGGGUCUGGUGUACCCGGGCCCGCGGCUGUCAA
Pomacea canaliculata is the source of this 1298-nucleotide messenger RNA. RefSeq lists its product as uncharacterized. The transcript has 8 exons. The record is from RefSeq and is a predicted model, not a curated record. Bases 107 to 1114 code for a protein of 335 amino acids. Lineage: Eukaryota; Metazoa; Mollusca; Gastropoda; Architaenioglossa; Ampullariidae.